UUCCUCCGCAGCGUUGCUGUCUGACGAUUUUGUAAAUAGACCACGUCGACUAAAUUGCCGUUAUAUUAUACACCGACAUAAAUUUGCCCUUUUUUUAUUUUACUUAAGAAUCAACAUCUGGGCCAUUAGCGGUUUGAUCUCAAAAUGGCGGCCUCAAAGAGCAACUUAGAUCUUGUCAAUGAUUGUGACUGUUUUCCCUAUGCCGAAAAGGACCCAAAGGCUCAUGCGGAGCUCAUGUCCACUCUGUUCACCCUGACCUGGGACGAUGGCGUAAACAAGGUACCGAUUGGCCUCAUGACCGAGAACGUCCUGAAUAAGCUCGUAAAGACACCUGUCGCGGUCAAAGGAGAGCUCGAAGUACGCCGCGAGCAGCGCGAAGUUUGUGUUUUCCAGGAGAAAACCGAGAAAGAGAGGAGUGAGUGGGUAGCUUUGACAACGGCAUACUGGCGGGAGAACAAACAAUUUGAAAUUCUUGAAGGUUGGAGGAAUGAGCUAUACCCUGUCUAUGGACCAAACAAUGAGCUUCUUUAUAGCGUUGAAAGAACUGCUGCAGCACUACUGGGGGUCGUCAUGUACGGUGCACAUAUGAUGGCUUAUGUCAAGUCUCCAGAAUCCAGUUACGGGAUUAAAUUAUGGAUUCCACGACGGGCCGCGAAUAAACAGACUUAUGGUGGGAUGCUGGACAACACUGUGGCUGGUGGGAUGGCUACAGGAGAAGACCCCUUCGAAUGCAUCAUCCGGGAGGCAGAUGAGGAGGCCAGCUUACCAGACAAGUUAGUCAGGGAAAAUGCUAUCGCCCACGGCGCUGUCACCUAUAUUUACAUGAGGUCAAAACUGGCAACUGGGGAGGUUGGGCUUAUUCAACCAGAGGUCCAGUAUGUGUUUGACCUGGAACUGCCAGAAGAUGUUGCUCCAAAGCCGAAUGAUAGCGAGGUGGAAUGCUUCUAUCUCUGGACGGUGGAGGAGGUACAGGAACACAUGCGCAAGGGAGAAUUCAAGCCCAACUGCGCCCUCCUCCUGCUCGACUUCUUUAUCAGACACGGGAUCCUAACACCGGAAAACGAGCCCGAUUUUGACGAGAUUAAGAGCAGGCUACACAGGCCGUUGAACUUCCCAGGACCACAUGUAGCGCUGGUUUAAUUUUAAUUUUGGCAUUUAGAAUUACCAUUAACUCGACGCCAUCUAACUUUCCGUUUCCUGAACGCCCAUCCCUAACCAGCUAUGCACCAGACGAGAGCCACUGUGAACCCGAGAACCUUGCAUAGAGCGCAACCCAUGCGUAACCUAUCAUUUCUUAAUAAGCAGAUAGAUGUAAUCCACCCGCAAUGGAGUGAGCUUCUUGUAGGGCCCCUCCAGUGCUAACAAAAGCCCGCCGAAAGAUACAUAACAUUUGCUGCAUUGAAUUGUCAGACACGAGAAGUUGCUUUGGGGGGUGGGGUAUGUCUCGAGUGAGGAGUCUUACAUUAUAUUUCCAUCAUCUCCAUCCUCGAACUUGUAGAUCUUGCCAUGGCAGACGUAGUCAAAUAGGUCCGCAAGUGUGGCUUCGCCACCCUGUCCACUUCGCCCAACGUCUCUCCAGCC
This is a messenger RNA of Pseudogymnoascus verrucosus, 1581 nucleotides long. RefSeq lists its product as uncharacterized. Lineage: Eukaryota; Fungi; Ascomycota; Leotiomycetes; Thelebolales; Thelebolaceae. Gene Ontology annotation, molecular function: 8-oxo-dGDP phosphatase activity. Bases 145 to 1140 code for a protein of 331 amino acids. The transcript is spliced from 2 exons. The record is from RefSeq and is a predicted model, not a curated record.